Messenger RNA from Cherax quadricarinatus, 681 nucleotides. The record is from RefSeq and is a predicted model, not a curated record. NCBI's taxonomy places the organism in Eukaryota, Metazoa, Arthropoda, Malacostraca, Decapoda, Parastacidae.
UGGUAGGAAACUGCCAAGUGGAGAUUUAUGGUAAGAGUGACGCUGCGAGUGUAUAUAUACUGGUGUACCAUCAGAGUGAACAGUAACGCAAGAGUCGUCAACCAUACACCUACACACUUCUCCAGCUUGAAAACUAAUCUUCACCAUGAACAGGUCACACAUGACGGUGGUGUUGUGUAUCUUCAUGGUGUGGGCGACUGUCAUCCACCCUACCACUGCUGAUGACAGCGAUCGUGUUGGACUAUCUUCACUUCCCGGCUGUUCGACGCUAAGCAUUGACUGCAAAGCCACGCCCCAACAUUAUUGUUGUGUCCGGGGUUUCCACAAGCAUGGGAAACGUUCAGCCCCUGUGGCAUACAAAGAGCGCGUAACCUUUUCUCGGCAGCGCAAGUACCCACCCUCAUUGGAAGGCUCUCUCCCCAACCAGCGAACCAGUACUAGGGAUGGACGAUGGAGCCCCAUCCCUUCCUGUACCUGAACACCAGGUUCAGCUAAUGCGAAGAUGGUCUUGGCAAUCGCAGAAUGUGUUGUGGGCACCACCCGCCUGUCUGCCCUUGUCAUUUCCAUACUAGAGCUGGUUGAGCACGGUUGUUCAUUCUGUCUCCAGGCUGUGGAUAUUUACAUAUCUGUAAAUAUCCACAUUGCUCUUGGGGAAGGAAGUAUAUUACAAAGUCAAAGUUA